AUGAUCUUAUCCAACCUUCUGCUGGCCUCUGUGGUCUCUGCUGCUGUCAUCGGUCUCCCUCUUCAGGCCCGCGAUCUGAAGGACGCCUCUCCUGCGAUCAAGGCCCAUCUAGAGGCUCGUCAAGACAAGCCUCUACAUGGAUCAAUGUCGCUUGAGGGUGUUUACUACCAGGCUGAUCUUGAGAUUGGAACCCCUCCCCAGAAAGUCAGUGUUACCUUCGACACUGGCUCUCCUCUACUGUGGGUGCCCGGUGCCAACUCCACCUCUUGUGAAAAGAAUGAGUGUAUCUCCAGCUUCGAUAACUCCAAAUCUUCUACCUGGAGAUACAACAAGCCGGGCGAGGAUUGGGGAGGAUCGGGAAACUGGGGCUUUGAUACUGUUUCUUACGUCGGAGUAAGUCUGGAGGACUUCAACGUCUACGUCAGUAGCGACAACAUCGCUUACAAGGGACAUAACCUCGGUAUCUGGGGCCAGUCUCCCAAUAAAGAUAUCAAGGGUAGUUUCGUCCAGGGUCUGGCUGCGCUAGGAAAGAUUUCCAGACCCAUCUACUCCCUCAACUCCGAGUACUACGUCAAUUACGACACCAAGGAAACCCAGGGCACCGUUACCAACGUUUACUACGGAGGCUUUGACAAGAAAAAGUACCAGGGACCUCUGACCACCAUCAACACCAGUGGUUACGGUGCCUACGGUAUCCCCAUUUCGGGUCUGCUCGUCAACGGCGAGAAGAUCAAGGGAGAGCGAAACCAUGCGGUUGUUCUGGACACUGGAGGAGUCAACUUUGACAUCACCAACAACACCCUUGGAGCUGUGGCUCGAGCCAACGGCGGAGGAUGGGGAAGCAAGGGUUGGGAGCUCAAGUGCGGAACCAAACCCACUCUCACCUACGAGUUUGGAUACACCACCAUUGAUCUGGAUCUUACCGUGUACGUUACAAAGGACUCUGAUGGAAUCUGUCGGUUCCAUAAUCUGCGAGUGGUUUCUGACAACAAGGGGACUCUGCUAACCGGCCCUGCUCUCAUUUCUCGAGCUCUUGUCAUCUAUGAUAACGACCGAAGCCAGAUCACCGUCGGACGAGCUCGAUACACCAAGGAGUCUGAGGUAGUUGAAAUCACCGGCGACAUCCCCGGAGCCGUGCUUUACACGGACUUUCUUGCUGGUAAGCCGCUGAACUGA
Molecule: messenger RNA, 1176 nt
Organism: Yarrowia lipolytica CLIB122
Lineage: Eukaryota; Fungi; Ascomycota; Dipodascomycetes; Dipodascales
Cellular component (GO): fungal-type vacuole
Molecular function (GO): aspartic-type endopeptidase activity
Source: RefSeq, a predicted model, not a curated record